This is a messenger RNA of Prunus armeniaca (apricot), 1905 nucleotides long. Lineage: Eukaryota; Viridiplantae; Streptophyta; Magnoliopsida; Rosales; Rosaceae. The record is from the annotation of a GenBank genome assembly.
AUGGGAACCUCUCAGAGCCGCGAGGAUCACAUCACCGACUCAGACGAGUACGAGUCGGAAGAAGAAGAGGUUUCGGAAGACGAAGACCAGUACGACGACGCCGAGGAGAAGCCGCACCAGCCCUCCUCGAAGCCCAAAUCCAAAACCCUAGACUCCUCCAUCGACGAUGUCGACGCCAAGCUCAAAGCCCUCAAGCUCAAGUACGGCUCUCCUUCCUCUUCCUCUGCCGCGCAAAACCAGAACGCCGUCAAGCUCUAUCUCCACAUCGGUGGCAACACUCCCAAGGCCAAGUGGGUUGUCUCCGAUAAGACCUCUUACUCUUUCGUCAAGACCUUUAAUGUCGACGGCGACGAUGAUUACGACGACGACGUUCGAUCGGACCGUGAGGGACAAUGGGUCCUGAAGGUCGGGUCCAAGGUCCGAGCUAGGGUUUCCACCGACAUGCAAUUGAAGAUGUUCGGCGAUCAGCGCCGAGUCGAUUUCGUGUCCAAGGGCGUCUGGGCUUUGAAAUUUUACACCGACGAGCAGUACCGGAGGUUCGUGACGGAGUUUCAGGACUACUUGUUCGAGAACGUGUACGGAGUCAAAGCCACGGAGGAGAACAAGGUCAAGGUUUACGGCAAGGAGUUUCUCGGGUGGGCCAAGCCGGAGGCAGCCGACGAUUCGGCUUGGGACUAUGAUGAUAUUGAUCAAAGCCCUAAGUCGGCUACGCCGGUCCGGCCCAGCCAGGACUUGAUGGAGGAGUUUGAGGAGGCCGCCAAUGGAGGUGUCCAGAGCUUAACCCUUGGCGCAAUGGACAAUAGCUUCUUGGUGAACGACACUGGUGUUCAGGUUUAUCGGAAUUUCAACCAUGGGAUUCAUGGGAAGGGCGUAGUCGCGAAAUUCGAUAGCGGGGGCUCGAGUUUAGGGAGAUCGACGCCCAAGAAGGCUCUAUUAAUGAGGGCUGAGACUAAUAUGCUGCUUAUGAGUCCAUUGAAGGAAGGGAAGCCUCAAGCUAAUGGGAUUCAACAGCUUGAUAUUGAGACCGGCAAGAUUGUCACUGAAUGGAAGUUUCAAAAGGAUGGAACAGAUAUUACAAUGAGGGAUAUUACUAAUGACACUAAAGCGUCGCAAUUGGAUCCUUCGGAAUCAACCUUUUUAGGUUUGGAUGAUAACAGGCUUUGUCAGUGGGAUAUGCGUGAUCGGGCAGGAAUGGUUCAGAACAUUGCUGCCGCUAAUUCGCCCGUGCUGAAUUGGACUCAGGGGCAUCAGUUUUCUCGAGGGACCAAUUUUCAGUGCUUUGCUACCACUGGAGAUGGGUCUAUUGUUGUUGGAUCUCUGGAAGGGAAGAUAAGGCUGUAUUCCAAGACCUCCAUGAGGCAGGCAAAGACUGCAUUUCCAGGGCUGGGUUCCCCCAUUACCCAUGUUGAUGUAACUUAUGAUGGGAAGUGGGUGUUAGGCACAACUGAUACUUAUUUGGUUCUUAUAUGCACUCUCUUCACUGACAAAGAUGGAAAGACCAAGACUGCAUUUAGUGGUAGAGCUGGAAACAAGAUACCAGCUCCCAGGCUGUUGAAGCUCACCCCUUUGGACUCGCAUUUGGCUGGCACAGACAAUAGAUUUCACGGUGGCCAUUUCUCAUGGGUCACUGAAAAUGGUAAACAAGAGCGUCACCUAGUCGCAACAGUGGGAAAGUUCAGCGUGGUAUGGGACUUUCAGCAGGUGAAGAACAGUGCCCAUGAAUGCUACAGGAAUCAGCAAGGUCUUAAGAGUUGUUAUUGUUACAAGAUUCUGUUGAAGGACGAGUCCAUCGUGGAGAGUCGUUUCAUGCACGACAACUUUGCCGUUACAGACUCCCCGGAAGCUCCACUGGUGGUGGCAACGCCCAUGAAAGUCAGCUCAAUCAGUCUCUCUGGCAAGAGAUGA